AUGAACUCUGCAAGGCCAGACAUCAUGAUCACGAGGACGGGCAGUCCAGUGUUUGCCUUGGCCUUCCCGUUUCUCUUCGCGGCUGCUCUCUCGUCGCCAUUUCAGCCUCACCUCCACCCACGUCUUGACCACACCCCUCUCGGCUUGCCCAACCUGCCUCCCGGGCUUUUCAUCACGUACACCGGUGUCCUGACGGGCUCCUUCCAACUGGACGCGUCCAAUUUCCCCUUCGAUGCGACACAAUGCGCAGGCGGCAGUGGUGCCUACUUCUUCAAUGACACGGGAAAUUCGACCCUGAGGAUCGGUGUCAAUCCGCCAUCUAUCGAUCCCAAUCCCAUAUUCUUCAUGAUCCAGCAAGGCGGGCCAGCACUCCCGCCGCCGGACUCUGGGCCAGAGACAGGCUCACCGACACCGACACCGGCUCCUGCCGGACCAACCAGCCCAAUACCGACGGACGCCACCGCCCUGACCUGGACCCCGUCAUUCGACUUAAGCAGGCCAACUGUGAUGUCUAUCCCGAUAUUCUCAGCGGCGCCGAGAGCCUUCCACGGAGCACCCGGAGGCCUGGACACGAGACAAGCGGCUGCGGAUCCGGUCCUCCCGCCCGGCGCCACCCGCUCCGGAGGCAUCAAGAACCUCCUCUUUGCCUCCCUGUACACCAUUUGCACACAAGACUCCCGGCCCUGCGGCACGAUCCCCAAAAUGGACCAGGACGCGCCGACGUACAACGCCCUGCACAUGCUGGAUCUCACCUCCCCGACUACAUCCGACGCUGACGAAGGCGCAUCGCACACCCUGCGCGGCGACCAGUCGACCUGGGCAGGCAACGACACGAUCGAGUGGUCCGGGCUGGAGUUCUCCCCGCCGGCCAACUACACCACCGCCACCACCGAUCCUCCGGAGCCGGAGGCGUGCACGGCAUACCGCUACCCGCCGUUCGUGUGGAACGCCACCACCCCUUUCACGUACGACCUCGUCUUCUCCAACGCGUCGGCCACGCUCUCGCUCGUCCUCACCGCGCCGCUGGGGACGGUGAGGCUGCGGCUCGCGGGUGCGCGCGCGGCGGACGGGCGGGAUGGCGGUGCAGAUGCUGCUGUCGAAGCGGUCCAGGUCGGCUCCGGGGCUGGGGGCGCGCCGAGGUGGUCGUUUGUUAACGGGACUGGGUUCCACUUUGACGGGGUGACGCCUGUUGCGAAUUCGUCUGUUGAGGAUGGCGGACUUUUUAAUGGGCAAAAUGGCCUGGGCAGCGGUGCUGCGGGUGCGUGGACUGGUUGGUCUGGUGGCGUCGUCGUUGCCGUUGCUGCUGGUUUCGCUGCCUUGUUGCUGUGA
Molecule: messenger RNA, 1329 nt
Organism: Diaporthe citri
Lineage: Eukaryota; Fungi; Ascomycota; Sordariomycetes; Diaporthales; Diaporthaceae
Exons: 1
Coding region: 1-1329 (442 amino acids)
Source: RefSeq, a predicted model, not a curated record